AUGGUUUCUUUGUUGCAUUUGUAUCAAACGAAUACUUUACAGCCAUACAAGAACUUUUACAUUCAGUUUCCUGAUCAGCAGAAGUGCAUCAGAGAUCUUUUGUUCCCAUAUACACGAGAACGGAAUAUUGAACUAUUCAGUGCUCUUUCUGUUUUCAUCAAUCAAUGCUCUUAUAACUUGCUCAGAGUUUACUUUGAAACUGUUCGAGAUGGAUAUAGAUCGGCGUUGUUCUUGCCAGGAGAAAAUGAAAACAAUGAUGGAUUAGUGUCACACAGUCAAUUCCUUUUCUCUUCCGAGGAAAAUUGUGUGAUUGUGCAUGCUUCGGAGUCAACGCUCGAUGUCAGACUGGAGUUGAAAAUGAAGAAAAAGUGGCCAUUAUGCAAAGUGGUGAAAGUGAAUAGUCAAGCAGCACCUGAUGAGAACAAUCAAAUCGAAGUGGUUCGUGCGAAACUCAAACUGACUUUUGAACAUCAAAAUCUUCGGAGAGACAGGAAUUCUGUAGAUUUGGAUACACUUAUGAGAGUUUUCUUAAACAGUCGAUACAUUGAAGCAUUGUAUCUUGACGAAUUCGUUUCCGUGGAUGAGCUUUUCCAGUUUUCUGAACAGAAAGAUUUCGCGAAACUAUUCCCAGUUUGCCAGUUGACCAUGGUCAUUCCGAAGCCAAAAAACAAAAGUGACGAGACCAAAUUCUGGAACUUUAUUCUUUACUUCGUAGUGGAUUCUCCAUUAGUUCUGGUAUCCUCACGAGUCGUCAACCAAGACAAAAUUGAUUUGGUUUUCUACAAUCCUGAAUACAAAACUUGCAAUUUCAAGCAUUUCUCGAUUCCGUUCAGCAAAGAAGGAGUCAAGUUUUGA
This is a messenger RNA of Caenorhabditis briggsae, 855 nucleotides long. Bases 1 to 855 code for a protein of 284 amino acids. The record is from RefSeq and is a predicted model, not a curated record. The transcript has 7 exons. Lineage: Eukaryota; Metazoa; Nematoda; Chromadorea; Rhabditida; Rhabditidae.